Molecule: messenger RNA, 2679 nt
Organism: Babesia microti strain RI
Lineage: Eukaryota; Apicomplexa; Aconoidasida; Piroplasmida; Babesiidae
Product: translation initiation factor IF-2
Exons: 6
Coding region: 1-2679 (892 amino acids)
Molecular function (GO): GTPase activity; GTP binding
Source: RefSeq, a predicted model, not a curated record
AUGGGUGUUGCUGAAGCUAGGUCGAUAUUUAAAGGGAUAAAUCACAAAACUAGUGAUCUAGUAUCCAUAAAUAACAAGUUAAUUAAACGGAAAUAUUUGCUUAACCAACUAAAGAACACUGGAUUGAAUGAUCGAAAGUCAAAUAUUUCAAAUUUGCCACAAAAAUUACAUAAUUUCAAUCCAAAGCACACUAGUAUAAUACGUAAAGUAUCUUCCAACGAACAGAAUCUGGAUUAUUUAUCAUAUAAUCUCCUGAAGAAUCAAGGGCUUGCCUCCUCCCACCUUGAAGCAAUUUCUCAACUACUCUCUAUAAUGAGGGACCCUGCUAUAGUCCCAGAUGUUAUUCCAUUAUAUGCACUUGAUAGCCAUGAUUUAGCAAUUGAAAAACUAAAAAAAAUGAUCAGAAAUACAUAUCUGGAUAUGUUGGAUUGCGGUGUCGACACUGGACCUUGCGAUAUCGCCGUGUAUAUAAAAUUUCUAAACUCAUUUCACAGGGAUAAUAUAGCAACUUCGAUUAAAACGGAGGUUGAUAAAGUGGAAAUUGACGGUAAUAUAACAAAAAACAUGAUACUAUUGGCAAUGUUUGCACAAAUGUACCGUGACUAUCCCUAUUGGAAGUUGUAUCGGUUGAAGGACUCAAACUUACCAAUAACAUGCCUUAAGAGGAUUUUAUCCGUCCGAAAACUAUCAGAAAUACCGAAUCAUUGGAUCAACUCAAAUAUUGAUUACACGAAUACCAAUAACGAUGUAUAUGCAUUGUUGCAGCAAAUAAAGCUCAAAAAUAACUCAAAUAGAGUUCAUCAUGUCAACAAAGAAGUUAAUAGUAAGAUUUUUAACAUCAAUGAAGAUAAAAUUGUAGAUAAAAAUGCGCAAAACUACCAACUGAAAAAUUUUACCAUGUCAACAAUUAAACAGCACUUUGAUACAAAGCACAUAACGGUUAAGUCAUUGGCUUCACAUCUUGAUUGUGAAAUACAGAUGGUAAUGGAUGUAGCAAAGGAUCUCGUUGAUGCCACAAGUUAUAACUGCAAGCUUAGUAUCGAGGAAUCAGAAUUUAUCGCACAGGAAUUGGGUUAUGCUGACAAAAUCCCCAGUAUUAAAUGCACAAUGCAAACUAGACCACCAAUAGUUGCUAUAAUGGGUCAUGUUGAUCAUGGCAAAACGACACUCCUCGACUCCUUCAGGAAUUCUGCAACUAAAAUUACAUCAACUGAAGUUGGCGGGAUCACUCAAAAGCUAAGCGCUUUUCAAGUCAAAUUGGUUACUACAAAUAAAUUAGUUACCUUCAUUGAUACGCCCGGUCAUUCGGCAUUUACAUCUAUGAGAAGCAGAGGUUCAUCUAGGACUGAUAUAAUCAUACUGGUGGUGGCUGCUGACGACGGUAUAAUGCCACAAACAGUAGAAUCAUACAAGAAAAUUAUAUCAUCAGGGGCAGAGUUAAUUGUUGCAAUUAACAAAAUAGACAGGGUUAGAUGCAGUUUAUCUAGGGUGAAGAAUCAAUUGUUGUCACUUGGAAUUCACGAGUCUAUACCUACGGUCGAGAUAUCGGCAAAAUAUGGGACCAAUAUCGAGCAGCUAGAACGUUCAAUUACGGAAAUAGCUGAAUCACUGAAAUUGAAGGCUAAUUACCACACUGAAUCUCGGGGUAAUGCAUUUAUCUUAGAAACUGGAGUUAGUGAUUUGUAUGGUAAACAUGUUACCGCAAUUGUUACAGAUGGUGUUUUGAAGGAAAACUUGUGGGUUGUCGUUGGAUCUAGCUGUUGUAAAAUUAAAAGGUUAUUAGAUGUGUCGAAAGAACCAGUUAAAAUUGCCUAUCCAUCACAAGUGAUAUCACUUAUCGGUUUAACAGAUAUUACGGCAGUGGCUGGACAAGAUUUGACAACCGCGGAGUCCCAGAGUGAAGCAAAUAAAAUAGCCUCUAUCAGACGUAAACAAUCGCAAAUAUCUAAGGUCUAUAAAUUGCAUGAAAAUGAAAUAGUCCCAACUAAUGAAUCACGAGAUUUGUACAUAAAUAUCAUUAUAAAAUGCGUAGACCAAGGAAGUCUAGAUGCUAUACUGGAUUGGGUAAAUGAAUUUAAUCAAAAAUGCGGAGAUCAUCCUGAAAAACACUUAAAGGAUCGUGGUUUUAUGAAUUUUGAUAUGUCCAAUUGGCAACCAAUUAAAAUUAUUUCAUCAUCAGUGGGGCCUAUAACACGCACAGAUAUUCAAUUUGCCAAUAUAAAUAGGUGUUACCUUGUAACAUUUUCUGUUAAUACUCCUAAACACAUUGAAAUCCCUGACAAUAUCACAGUAAAGCAACACAACAUAAUCUAUAACAUAUUUAAAGACAUAGAAAAUAUCUUCAAUAAUCAUUUUGGACCAUUGUAUACCUAUACAACAGUGGCAAGAAUGCUAGUGACUAGGCUUGCAUAUAUAAGUGUCAAUAAAUCGGCGAAACUUGUCAUUGGUACUAUUACAAGUGGUGGUACAGCCACAAUUUCAAACAUCUAUUCAGUUCUACGCAAUGGGGUUACUGUUUAUGAAGAUUUGGAAAUACUAUCCAUGCAUGUAGACAAAUCUAAGGCUACUGAGAUUCCAAAAAAUAACUCAAACAAUGCAAUCGUUUUCAAGCAGGACGUUGAAGUUGAGAUUGGGGAUGAGAUACUGGCUCAAACUAGGACUAAAAAUCAGUGCGACUGA